This is a messenger RNA of Eimeria acervulina, 480 nucleotides long. RefSeq lists its product as hypothetical. The coding region runs from base 1 to 480 and encodes 159 amino acids. The record is from RefSeq and is a predicted model, not a curated record. Gene Ontology annotation, cellular component: membrane. The transcript is spliced from 4 exons. Gene Ontology annotation, biological process: intracellular protein transport; vesicle-mediated transport. Lineage: Eukaryota; Apicomplexa; Conoidasida; Eucoccidiorida; Eimeriidae.
AUGUUGAACGAGUACGUGGCGGAGUUCCAAAGCCUGCGCGCUGAGCUGGAAGGCUUGCUACAGAGCGUAGCAUCAGGGGGAGAUUCAUUUGCAGCAACAGAUUCCAAGCUGCGAGAGCUUAAAGACUGUCUCGAAGCAUUUGAAAUGGAGCUGCGUUCCAUGCCAGCAUCUGAACGAAGUAGCCAUUUAAGUCAGCUCCAAAUUUGCAGGGAUGAGUUCGCCAGGCUUCAGCGCAGAUGCUUGCUUGCGACGUCGCGGGGGCACGAACCAUCAGCGUCCGCCGAGCUGAAACGCGGAAACCAAGCUCUGGAAAGGCUGAAUAGUGCAACUGCUCAGGUAAUGCACGAAAACUCGCAGAAGAAACUGAAGAGGUUGGUGCGAAUAUCCUGUGCAACUUAUACAUGCAAAGGGAAAGCAUACAGCGAGCGAAUCGUCACGCAGAGCAGACCAACUCAAGCCUACGGGAGUCAAGUUCCCUAA